Fopius arisanus is the source of this 3069-nucleotide messenger RNA. It is a transcript of the gene Prp3, whose product is annotated as pre-mRNA processing factor 3. Bases 1110 to 3008 code for a protein of 632 amino acids. The record is from RefSeq and is a predicted model, not a curated record. The transcript is spliced from 7 exons. Gene Ontology annotation, cellular component: U4/U6 x U5 tri-snRNP complex. Lineage: Eukaryota; Metazoa; Arthropoda; Insecta; Hymenoptera; Braconidae. Gene Ontology annotation, biological process: mRNA splicing, via spliceosome.
AGAUACAUUGAAUUAUGUUCUGUUUUCUAAUCCCGUCAGCUCGAGUGCCGGUUCGUUUGCGACAACUGCUGCAUCACCUGCCUCAAGCCCCGUGUUGAGUACAAACUGGUUCCACCUGAGCCUUUGUGGAAAUCGGCAGUAGCCUCAGGGCCCUCAGGGCCUUAUUUGAAAUUGGCAGAACUCAGUGGAGUCACUGCAGUCAUCCUCGGGGCAUAUGGAGUUCACAGGAAAAUAUAAGGACGAUCAAUUGAAGCAAGUGUUUGAGACAGCGAAUAGAUAUCAUUUUUAUCAUUCCCUGGCUAUGGUGGGCUGGUUACGUGCAGGGCACCAAUUUUGACUGCUGCCCUGUGGAUGUCAGAAUCUCUGAUGUUCUUUCUCUGGUUUUCCCCAAACGAUUAUUGUACAGUUAAUCUUAGUGAAAUCUAGGGGGUUUCUUUGAUCGAAUAGAUUUCACAAUUCUCCUCACGACUUCAUCCAUUGAAUGCGUCGCCGUAAUUUUUCACCUCAAAUCAAUAAAGUCAACAGAAAAAGAAACAAGAACUGAUUCCUCUGCCAUUGAAUUAAUUUCCUGCUCAAUGAUAAGUUCAGAUAUACCUACACACUUUAAACUAUCAGUAUCAACUAAAUAAAAAUAUUAUUUUGUAACUACUAGGUCAAAUUCCAAUUAUCUAUGAUAAUAAAUCAACAUCAAUUCACCUGAACCCAAAAUUUGAAAAUUUCGUUAAAAAAUAUCGAAAGUCGAAAUGAAAAUAUCGAUACUGCAACAUAUCGAUAUCAUAAAUAUGUGUAGAGCAUCUCCAACAUAACCCUGUAAUCAUAUGUACAGUCUCACUCAAUAUGAGAAUUUAUUUAAUAAUAUAAUAUAAUAAACAAAUUGUGGAUUAAUGAAUGUUUAUAACGUGUUUAUUGUAGAUUGAUAGUCGAGUGAUUGUUUGAAGAAUAAAUUGAAUUGAUUUUGGGCUAGAUAAAGACUUUCGGAGGAACAACGUAUCAGUGGAUUAACCUCACAUCCCCUUGGGGUUAUGUUUGGAAAUACUAAAAGGUUUUACUAAUUUUAUAAAUUCACAUUUCUUGAUUAAUUGUAUAUAAAUAAUCUUUGUGGGUUUAAAAUGUCGUACUUGACGAGAAAAGAGAUUGAUGAAAUGAAGCCGGAAAUUGAAAAGGCUGUGUAUAAAUUUCUGGGAUUUGCUGAGCCUGCGAUUGUUACAACUGCUGUCAAUUGCAUUGUUUCUGGAUAUGACAAGCGUAAAACUGCAGAUAAAUUGUCGGCGUUGCUGGAGGACAAAAAAGCGAUGAAACUCACGGACAAAGUGUUCACGAUGUACGAAGAUGUGAAGGCAUUACAAAAGAGUAAAAAACGAGCUCAUGCGGAGGACAAGGAGAAAGAUAAAGACGCGAAGAAAUCGAAAAUGGCAGAUGAACCUGAGAAUGGAAAUGCAGGGAACACUCUCUCCCCAGACAAGAUAAAACAAAUGAUGCUGAACGCGCAACGAGAGAUUGAAGAACGAAAGCGUGCCCUGCGCUCCAUAAAAGAAGACGACAUGUCUCCAAUUCACUCCCAAUUAAAACCGCGUGAAUCCCUGCCCCUGGCAAGUUCAAUGUACAGCCAGGGAUUGCUCAGCAAAACGGACUCCGACAAGGCGAGAAAACUGGCAGCCCUGCAGGCACAAAUAAAGAAUAAACUUAAUUCAGGUCUUCUGAACAACGUGAGUGUCCCUGACAAGCCAACACCCCUGAUCCUAGAUGAAUCAGGACGAACAGUGGACAUCACUGGAAAAGAGGUCCAGCUGACGCAGGUUGUGCCCACCCUGAAGGCUAACAUUCGAGCCAAGAAGAGAGAGGAGUUCAGGGCUCAGCUGCAGGAGUCAAAGGGCCCGGAGGAGAUUCAGGACACUCACUUCUUCGAUACGAGAAUUGGUGUAAAAGCUGCGAGUCGCAGCAAGAGAGCUCUGAAAUUUCACGAGCCAGGAAAAUUCCAGCAGAUUGCUGAAAGAAUUCGAAUGAAAGCACAACUGGAGAAAUUGCAGAAUGAGAUAAGUCAGAUAGCGAGAAAAACAGGGAUAAGUUCAGCGACAAAAUUAGCCCUGAUAGCACCAAAAACGGAAGCCCUCAAUGAGGACGUGCCAAAUGUCGAGUGGUGGGAUUCUGUGAUACUCAUUAAUGGUUAUCCGAGCAGUGACGAGUCUGUUCAGAUUAAAACAGCAACGAUAACGAAUCUCGUUGAGCAUCCAACCCAGAUGAGACCACCGACAGAUCCUUUGAAGCCAGCUUAUAUGCCUGUUUUUCUCACGAAGAAGGAAAGGAAGAAGCUCAGGAGACAGAAUCGCAGGGAGGCUUGGAAGGAAGAGCAGGAAAAAAUUCGAUUGGGCCUUGAGCCACCACCUGAACCCAAAUUGAGAAUAUCCAAUUUGAUGAGAGUACUGGGUAAUGAGGCUGUGCAGGAUCCAACCAAGAUUGAGGCUCAUGUACGACAGCAGAUGGCCAAGAGGCUUAAGGCUCAUGAGGAUGCCAAUGCUGCUAGGAGACUCACUGCUGAUCAGAGGAGGGAAAAGAAGGCCAGGAAACUCAAGGAGGACACGUCUCUCGGGGUUCAUGUCGCUGUUUACAGAAUACGAGAUUUACUGAACAACGCAUCGAAGAAAUACAAAGUGGAGACAAACGCCAAACAGCUCUACCUCACUGGUUGUGUGAUGCUAUUUCGUGAUUGCAACGUUGUGGUCGUCGAAGGUGGUGCAAAGCAAUUGAUGAAGUACCACAGGUUGAUGAGCACGCGGAUAAAAUGGGAGGAGGACAUUGUCAAGGACAAUGAUGGUAAUGACGUUCCUAAUAAGUGCGUCCUAGUGUGGCGUGGCACCAGUAAACAGCGACACUUCGGUGAUAUCAAGUUCAAAGUAUGUCCAAUUGAGAAAAUGGCUCGGGAACACUUUAAGAAACAUCAGGUCGAGCAUUACUGGGAUCUCGCGUACAGCGGAGCUGUUCUCGAUGUCACUGAUGAUGUCAGUACAUGAGGACUUGUGUGAAUAUAAUUAUAAAUGUACUGGGUAGAAAUUUAAUUGAUAAUAAAAAAUA